AUUUUCGCAACUUCACCCAUGGCUUGGUAUCGAGGGAUGGACUGAAAUUCAAGCGAACCGUAGCCGAAGCUGACUCAUGCCCCUGCGCCAAACAGACUUGUCAAGCAAUCUGCGAAAUUGGAGGAACGGAAAUGACGGUGUCAAGUUGCCUAUCAUGAUGUUUGUGAUUGACACAGCUGGGCUCGUGUUACGCCUCCUCCUCCUCCUUCCAAUCUAUAGGAUAAAGGUUAACUUUUUGGACUCUGUAAGCUACGCAAAAAUGAUGAACAUCACUCGUCAGUUAAGACCCAGCCUCGCGAAGGCGCUGAUGCCAACAGCAAUGCGCGCCAUGUCCGCGGACUCGAAGUUGGUGGAGCUCACCAUGAACGAAAAAACAGGAAUUGCCACCGUCACCAUGAAUCGUCCGCCGGUAAACAGUCUGAACCUCGAACUGCUGCAGGGUUUGCUGAAGGCCUUUGAAGCUUUAGAGGAUGACAGGAAGUGCAGAGGCAUGAUUCUGACAUCUAGCUCGCCUACUGUGUUUUCUGCCGGCCUUGACAUUAUGGAAAUGUACAAGCCGAAACCUGACCGGGUCAAGGCAUUCUGGACCACCUUGCAGGAUGUUUGGUUGGCUCUCUAUGGCUCCUCGUUUCCCACCGUGGCUGCUAUUAAUGGACACAGCCCUGCAGGUGGAUGUCUGCUCUCCCUGUGCUGCGAGUACAGAAUAAUGUGCCCGAAUUAUAGCAUUGGGUUGAACGAGACCAAACUGGGCAUCGUCGCCCCCAAGUGGUUCAUGUCUUCGAUGUUGGGAGCCAUUCCCUACCGCGAGGCUGAACUUGCCUUGACAAGUGGCCGCAUGUUCUCCACUGACGAGGCUUUGAAAAUUGGACUGAUUGACGAAGUCGCCUCCGACAAGGCUGAUGCCAUUGCUAAAUCGGAAAAAUUCCUUUCCCAAUUCGCCAAAAUCCACCCAAUCGCUCGCAAGCUGACUAAAUUGAACUUGCGCCACAGUGCUCUUGAAUGGAUGCAGGAAAACAAAGAAUUGGAUUUAAACAUCUUCAUCAGCUUUGUUGGCCAGCCCAUUGUGCAGAAGAGCCUGGAAAAGUAUUUGGAAGGACUGAAGGCUAAGCAAGCAAAGUAAUCUCACCUGGUGUUAAAAGGUGUAUCUUGUUUUUGUUGUAAAUUAUAUUCAAAAUAGAAUAUUUAUAAUUUUUUAUGGA
Cloeon dipterum is the source of this 1199-nucleotide messenger RNA. Its product is annotated as enoyl-CoA delta isomerase 1, mitochondrial-like. The record is from RefSeq and is a predicted model, not a curated record. Bases 77 to 1120 code for a protein of 347 amino acids. Gene Ontology annotation, cellular component: mitochondrion. The transcript has 7 exons. Gene Ontology annotation, biological process: fatty acid beta-oxidation. NCBI's taxonomy places the organism in Eukaryota, Metazoa, Arthropoda, Insecta, Ephemeroptera, Baetidae.